AUGUCUCCGCUCAUACUUCGACCCCAUGCAGCUGCGCUAAUUCGCGAUACCGUCUAUCUCGAUGGCGGAACUAUCUGGUGGAAUCCCGGACUUGCCUCAGGAAAGUUUGGCAAUCUCCAAGGAUACGUCCUGUCAUACAAUCUCUCUGAAUCCUUUACAAAGGGCGCAAAUGUCACCGAAAUCCUUUUAAACAAGCGCAUGUCCAAAGCAAUAGGCGGGACGCAAAGUGGCAUCAGCUCAGAACCAGGCUACGACGAUGGUGGCAUGCUGGCUAACGAUGCCGAAUUCUUUCUUUAUGGGGGAGCCUUGACAAUUGAUACUCUCGCUUCGUACGCCGAGCCUGCCGCAAACGCAGUGCUUGCUUAUCGCAAAUAUGCAUAUGGCCCAGAAAAACCUCUAUGGCAAAGCGGAUUCAACAGUGGGCAUCUGGAUGACGGAGUAACCAGGUAUAUUGCCUACGGAGGGCCAGUUAGUGCACCAUCAGAGAACAAAGCAUGGUAUUUCUCUGGCCUCACGUCUCCAAGCAGAGGGCCAAUUAGUGUUGUGACUAAAGCGAAUAAUACAACACUCGCCAUGAAUCCCUCUAACACGCUUAUUGAGCUGGACAUGACGGACCAGCUUUUCGAGAAGUGGACCAACACAACUCUUCCUGAUAACAUUAAGCCAAGAGCAAACCCCGAAGUCGUCUGGGUACCAGUUGGGAAGCAAGGCAUUCUGGUCGUUUUGGGUGGAGUUGUGUAUCCGGACUGGGCAUCCGGAGUAUUCGAAUCAGCGAAUGAGACAGAGAGUAAGAAGCUUAAAAGCCCAGAAUUUAUGCGUACGAUCGACAUUUACGACAUUGCCAACAAAAAAUGGUACCAACAGCCAACAGAGGGUGGUCCAGGGGCAAGGACGCGAGGUUGUGCCGUCGUAGCGCCAGCAUCAGACACGUCUAGCUUCAACAUAUACUAUUACGGUGGUUAUGACGGAAUACACCCAAAGAACGAUUUCUCUGAUGAGGUUUGGGUUCUGUCACUACCGUCAUUCUCUUGGACCUUACUAAACAAGGGAGUUCCCGUCCACGGUCGCUCGGGACACAAGUGUUUCAAGCCAUAUCCAGACCAAAUGAUGGUUUUCGGAGGAUACACACCUAAGAGUGGAUCGUCAUUCUCAUGUCUAGAUCAGGGUCCUGUGGUUGUUUUCAACUUGACUAGUGGGAAAUGGCUGGACGGUUACUCACCAACAAAAUAUAGCAAUUACGGUGUACACGAAAAGAUCAUUGCUGCUGUAGGCGGAACCAUAUCUGGAGGAGCAACUGUCUCAUCGCCUGUGCCCUCAGGGUGGGCUUCAAAAGAGCUAGGGGCUGUCUUCUCAGUAGCAUAUGACACGAAAAAGCUCAAACAAUACUGGCCGUAUGACUCCGUGUCAUCGCCGCCGCCGCCACCUGGUGCUACAACAUCUCCUCCAGAGCAGCCUGUCUUUCAGCCCGAUAACCACUUGCUUCAAAUCAUUCUUCCCGCAGUUCUUGUGCCCAUCAUUAUCUCCAUCGGACUUGGUAUAGCAUUGUGGUAUUGCUGUGCCAGGAGAAAGAAAUCUACCGCUGUUUCAUCAACGGACUCGACGGCGGAUGAGAGCGGGUUGAAUAUCAUGACGUGGGUGGUUAGAGGACCCGGAGCGGCCAAAAGAUCGAUGAUGACGGAAUCCCCCCAAAAGCCUGAAACCGGAACUUCUCCCGAUCUCGAAGAGAAUUCCACCUUCGAGCCGAUGGCGACGGAUAAAGCAGGUACCGUACCCCAGGAGAUGGAAGACACUCAAGUAUCUAAGUUGUGCGAUACAUCUUCACCUGCAGAGCUACACGACACUGGGUUCACACCAAUGAGCACAUUCCAAAAACAAUUUGGUCCCUACGGUUUCGAAGGGAUCUCUUCCCAGUACAAUGUACAAUCGGGACUGGGGAGCCCGAGUGCCGCUUCCAAUACGCACGACGGCGAGAGGGAAUGGACUGAGUCGCCUUUGCUGGGCACAUGGUCUCAAUCCCCUCCGAGAUUGGAAAUACCUAACCUCUCCAGCGCUUCUGAUCCUUCCAAAAAUCAAGACCCUCCAAUGGUCUCUCCUGAAGAGCGCUCUCGGCCCGACAUGCCCGUGUCUCCAACCUCAGCAAAUGAGAGGUUUGGUGGCGAUUAUAUGUCUGCAACGGCGAUAAUGAGCCCCCUGGAUCGGACUAUGUCUGGAGAGUCUGAAGACGGACAUUUUCCCAGCCAGUGCUGA
This is a messenger RNA of Metarhizium acridum CQMa 102, 2247 nucleotides long. Lineage: Eukaryota; Fungi; Ascomycota; Sordariomycetes; Hypocreales; Clavicipitaceae. The record is from RefSeq and is a predicted model, not a curated record.